Messenger RNA from Suillus discolor, 1723 nucleotides. RefSeq lists its product as uncharacterized. Lineage: Eukaryota; Fungi; Basidiomycota; Agaricomycetes; Boletales; Suillaceae. Gene Ontology annotation, molecular function: high voltage-gated calcium channel activity. The coding region runs from base 35 to 1723 and encodes 562 amino acids. The transcript is spliced from 9 exons. Gene Ontology annotation, cellular component: membrane; voltage-gated calcium channel complex. Gene Ontology annotation, biological process: calcium ion import across plasma membrane. The record is from RefSeq and is a predicted model, not a curated record.
UUCCUCUUCCGCUAUCAACUUAACUGUCACUAUCAUGGGCCUUGGUGGCACUUCAGCUCCUCCGAGUCCGAGUCUGUCUCCAACACUUCAUCCUUCAGUGGAUGGUGGUCGUUCCGUCGCUCGCAGACGAGCCAGCUGGGCAAAGUUAGAUGCAGGGCAGGAUCCCUUAUGCCCGAAUCUCUCAGUAACUAUGGAGGUGGGUCCUUCAAGAAUAUCGCCCCGGCCAUUUACUGCAGACGAGGACCUGGUUUAUUUUCCAGACAAUGGAUUCUUUGCAAAUGCAUUAGCUUACAAUGGGAGUUCGAUUUACAAUGAAUUACCCUACACUGCUGCACAAGCUGAUCCAUCCUCCGCCUCGUUAAUUUCGACUCUGGAGUCUGACCUUGACUCAUCCAAGGACAGAGACAAUGUCCAUCUCACUGGCACCAACUCUCAAUUGACUCUGAGUGCAUGGGAGGUGCUGCAGGCCCCACCAGGCGGAGGACGCUGCGUUACAGUUCCUCACCUUCCCCUCUCAAACGAAUGGGCUAAAAGCCACUCCUUAUUUACAAUCGGAUGGUACAUCAGGCUCUGCAGUCAAGGGUUAUAUCUGCCCUUUGGAGCGGGUUUGUCAGUUUCGUCACUUGGAGUUUCUUCGACAGAUGACGAUAUCAUAAUUUCGGAUCAGGAGGGAGACAAUCCAAACAGUGGCAUCCAGAGCUUCGACAAUAUUUAUUAUGCUGUGCUUCAAGUUGUCGUCGUGACUUCAGCCAAUGGAUGGUCCCCAAUCAUGUACUCGAUCAUCGACACCGAAUUUUUUGUCUCCUGCUUCUAUUUCAUUGUCUGCAUCCUCGUGUUGAACAUCUGGCUUAUUAAUCUAUUUGUUGCUGUGAUAACGAACUCGUUCUCUGCCAUACGUACAGAUACGCAGAAGAGUGCCUUUGGACUUGUCGUCGAAGAGCAAGAAGAGGAGCAACUCGCUCAAGGAAUUCUACAUCCAUACGUGCUGGUGUUGGGUGUUUCUGGCUCUCGUGUCGCUCAUGGUACAAGUGCUUAUCAACCUCCUUGCCAUGUUGGUCUGUGUGGAGCCCAUUCGCGGCACGGUGAUAUGAAUGGUAGGGUACGGACGAAAAGUUGGUUGUUAAUAACACUGCUAAAAAAGUCUGUCGACCCCCAUGGUCCUGGUGGGUCGCAUUCUAAUCUUCCGCUGUUCCUCACAGAUCACUUGCGUAAACAGCUCAAAGAUGGACCAGCCGACUGCUAUCUUGCAGCUUUAUGCUUAGAUCCACGUUAUGUUCGUGGUGCAAUCCUGCAUAAUCCGCUCUCUCUCAAAAUCAAGAUCCCUCACAUUCUUUCAACAGCUGUGCCCGAUAUCCUCACAUCGCCAACUUACGUCCGAGUUCUCAAGUACCUCGAGAUUGUGAUUGAAGCCGAGUUCAAGUCCCAACACAACCCUGCUCUCAAAGAAAAAACAGCUGCCGACAUUCAUGAAGCUUUCAUGCGCCAGUUUGAGUGCUAUUGUAUUGCAGAAAAACUGUAUUCAAUCAAGCCCUCAUCUGUGACCGAGGAACCUCAGAUUCGACAAUGGCAUAUGUAUGAUGCAAAGACAUCUCAUUCGGCGAUCUCGACUCCAUUAUUUCCUCACCCAAAGAAUCAGCCAUUUAUCAACAGCUUUGGUAGCGCUCAAGACGAUUCUGCAGAGGACCUAGAAGGCAUGGACACCGAGUGGAGCGAAAUUUGGUAG